UGAAAUAGUCAUAUAUUUGAGAGGAUAAUGUGAUGAGUAAUAUUGGCCAAUGGAAUGGACUGAAGACCACCAUCAAUAGGGGUGAUGGUGGUCUUCUUCAUCUUCACUUACCCUUAAACCCCAGCCCUUCACCUCUUCUUUUCUUUACUCAAAAACCCAUUUCUUUAAACCCUCUAAAUCCACUCUCUUCUCAUCUUCUGCUGCAGAAGCAGCAGCAGCCCCUUCACAUCUGCUGCAGUAGGCCUUCUAGUAAGUGGGACUCAAAUGCUGAGUCCAUCAAGAACCAGAAUUUUAAUAAUCUUGAAGAUGAGGAAGAGGAGCUUGAUGAGGAGGAAUUCUUGGAACAAGGAGCUCAAUUUUUUGCUGAGUAUAUUGAAAGUAUUUGGAUCUUUAAGGUCUUCUGCUCCUACGGUUUUGUGUUAAUACCAAUUCUAAUAGUAUUGAUUUCUACUGGAGGAGCUAAAGCUUUUGCUAUGGCAUUCGCCCUUCCCAUUGGACAGUCUACGCUUUUCUUUGCAAUCCAAAAGAUACUGGACGUGAUACAAAACAAACCAACGCGCAAGAGUACAGCUAAGAAGAGACAACGCGCUGCUCCCAACUCAAGCAAGACAAACUUUUGGAGAAGAGGAGGAAGCUCCAAGACACGAAAGAGAAAGACGGGCUAUCAAUCAUGGGUGUCCAACAGUGACGUUUCAGCUAGUAAGGAUGACCGAGAGGUAUCUAGAUUCGGAGGGUGGGAUGAACUUGAUCAAGAAAUGCAAUCUAGCAAAAGUUCAGAUAAAUCAUCAGCUGAAACAGCAAAAAUACCUGUGGAAAAAGGUAAGUUAAGUAGACCAGAAGCGACUAGCGAUACGCCCCUUUUGUUAAGAUUAUUGAUUUCCAUGUUCCCAUUCUUGGCUUCAUGGACUAAAAUGCUAUAAAUAGACAGCUUUUGUUGUCUAUUUGAGUUGCUCCAGCGCAGAGGCGGAGCUUGAUUUUUGAGUCUGAGUUCUCGAUGUAGAACACAUAGCUUAUUGGAUUCUCGAUAAACUAUAUAUGUAUACAUAUUAAGUGGUUUUUUAACCACACAUACAGAGUUCGAGCCUAGAAUUUUGAGUCAAUGAGUUCUGGAUGUAGAAAACAUAGCUUAUUGGGUUCUCGAUAAACUGUAUGUUUACAUAAUUAAGUGGCUUUUUAACCACACAUACC
This is a messenger RNA of Solanum lycopersicum (tomato), 1188 nucleotides long. RefSeq lists its product as uncharacterized. Lineage: Eukaryota; Viridiplantae; Streptophyta; Magnoliopsida; Solanales; Solanaceae. The record is from RefSeq and is a predicted model, not a curated record.